This is a messenger RNA of Candida tropicalis MYA-3404, 261 nucleotides long. RefSeq names its product Cox19p (gene COX19). Gene Ontology annotation, biological process: mitochondrial respiratory chain complex IV assembly. Bases 1 to 261 code for a protein of 86 amino acids. Lineage: Eukaryota; Fungi; Ascomycota; Pichiomycetes; Serinales; Debaryomycetaceae. Gene Ontology annotation, cellular component: mitochondrial intermembrane space. The transcript has a single exon. The record is from RefSeq and is a predicted model, not a curated record.
AUGGAUAAUUAUUUGAAAUGUAUGAAAUUCACAGAGAAUAAGAAUGCUCCAAAUUGUAGAAUCUUGGCUAAACAAUACUUGAAAUGUAGAAUGGAUAAUCAAUUAAUGGAACAAUCUGAUUGGGAAAGUUUGGGUUUGGUGAAUUUACCUGGUGAAAAACAUGUUGAUAUUGGUAAGAAAUACAAUCAAGAUAAAGACAAACAGUCCCUGUCCUCCUCCUCCACCAACAACACAACGACGACCACCACAACAACAAAAUAA